AUGAAGAACAUCCUACCGCCCCUCACCUGCGACUGCUGCCAGACGUUCUCAACGUUGUCUGCGGUGCUGCUGUCGUCCCUCGGCUUUGCCGCAAUGCUAAGCGAGUGCUUCUCCCUCUCCACGGUGAACUAUCUUCUGUACAUUUCAGCGUGGUUGCACCAGCUGACGCUGCCGUGCUGGCCGCAGAAGCAUGUGCGACCCACCAUCGCGGACCUAAACGCCUGCCUUUACCUCCAGGAAUUUUUCCCCAGUAAGUUGAACGCGGACGAGUUCGAGGUCAUCUUCUAUAACCAAGCCCACAAAGCGAUGGAUCUGCUUCAUGCUAUGUGUGCCUCCCGCAAGCGCGCACGCACCAGCGACGGCGCGCACCCAGUGUACGGCUACGUGAUUGUAUCCGGAGACUACACCGUUUCCAUUUUCUCCGUGGAGCACGACAUCGAGAGAGGCUCGCAUAGUCACUACCGCGAGGCAUGGAGCUUCUACAUAAACGACUCACACGGCACCCAGCCCUGGUCAGAGAACAAGGCCAGUGUGUCCGGAGUGACCUUUGGUCACCACUCACACGACGUGGACGAUACGAAGGUGGCGGGAGAGGUCAGCAGCCGAAGCGGCGCCACAAGCUCGGCCGCGGGCCUCUCUGUGGAGGAUGGCAUUCACUACUUCUCUACCAUUCUGUUCACUCUCCUAGAGGAACACCGCAAAGGUGCGCAGCUUACGAGCCAGGUGCCAUACAUGACGUGGACUCCGCUGCGGCGACGGCGGUCACUGGCGUACACGGCGCAAGAACUCAAGAAGAUUAUCGACAACCAUUGGAUUCCCAAGGUGCUGUCGAAUCCGACUGUGCAGGCCGAAGCCAAAAAGUUCUCCUUCAAGCCGCUGGAGUGUUUCUGGGGAAUCGGCCCCGUACCAGCAGCGAAGACGCGCACCAUCUUGGGUGCGCCGCCUGCAUGA
Messenger RNA from Leishmania braziliensis MHOM/BR/75/M2904, 951 nucleotides. RefSeq lists its product as hypothetical. The record is from RefSeq and is a predicted model, not a curated record. NCBI's taxonomy places the organism in Eukaryota, Euglenozoa, Kinetoplastea, Trypanosomatida, Trypanosomatidae. The transcript has a single exon. Bases 1 to 951 code for a protein of 316 amino acids.